This is a messenger RNA of Rotaria socialis, 498 nucleotides long. The record is from the annotation of a GenBank genome assembly. NCBI's taxonomy places the organism in Eukaryota, Metazoa, Rotifera, Eurotatoria, Philodinida, Philodinidae.
AUGUCAACUACUAUUUCAUUGCAUUUUAGUAGAGCUUUAUCAAUUCUGGAUAAUAAUGUUGUACUUGUACAACUAUCUGAAUCAUCACAAAUAUCAACAACUACAAUAAUACUAUCCGACGGAUUUCAUCAUUUAGAUAUUUCACUUCUUGAUGAAAUACAAAAUAUUGAAUUUUAUCAAGCGAUUGAUCUUGCAUCGGGUACUCGAUCGUUAAAAGUUAACGUUUUAAAUCAACAACAUAAAUCAGUUGAAAACAUAUCGGUUCCUUUAGAACUCGUUGAUUGUUCACAUAUUACUUAUGAAUACGUGACGAACCGUUUGGGUGAAGUUAUAUUUCAUUAUUUACCUAAACAUGUUAAGAUAAACAUCGAAGCAGUUUGUAUGAAAACAAAACGUCAUGCAUUUGCUGAAAUCGAUACUCUUAAUUAUCAAAAUAUAACUGUAGUAUUACAUUAUGACGAGUAUGAUCUCUCGGAUGAAGAAUAUGUUGCUAUUUAA